UAUAGAAAAUAAGUAUUGCAAUAACUAAAAUCAUUACUAAUGAUAAUUAAUUAAUUAUAUUUGCUAAUUAAUAUAUUGCUACAGCGCUACGUAAAUGCCUUCCAACAAAAAACGUGUACGUCAAUAAGUAGUCAUUAACGUCACGUAACCCAACAAAAAAGCGACGCAGAAGCUAUAGAUCGCCCAGCACAUGCGCAAUAGCAACCUCACAUAGCUGAUCUCAUCAUCCCACGUGGACUUCUUAUCUUAUCUUCUCUAUAGAAUCCUAACGAGACGCCAUGUCUACUGGCAUCCUCUUCAUAUCCGCAAUUUUUGUCAUAUCUCCGCUUUCAAUGGCCAUCCAAUCGUCACUCGCACAAGAAAACACUUGCGCGAGAGAAGGAGCAACACCAGUAUUGAUAAGGCUUGACAACUGUCCUGUCUACUUCAGAGUCCAAUGCGCUGGAGACGCGGUAGGGCAACCAAUCUGUGUGAUACACACAGCAAGUGGAUUGAAAAAUAUCGUGUCUUCCGGAACGGUUCUGAUAACUGCAACAAAUGAUGGCCUUAUUACAGUCCGGAUAUCUAGUGUUCAACCAGAACACAAUGGUGUCUGGGAAUGCAGUUUUCAAGGGUAUAAACCCGCUUUUAUUCCCAUCACAGUUAUAGAUUUUAAAACAAUUUUCGUUCAGCUGAUUAAACAUACGACCAAUGGGGUAUUCCACUAUUUCAGUUGUUCUGUUCUCGCCACCAAUGAUCACUUCGUGAAGAGCAAUACCUAUGCAGUACUCAUAAGAGAUGGACAGCCGGUAAACCAAUCGAUUGGAGAGCUACAACUAGAUGAUCUCGGCAAGAUAACUCGAAACUUUUCCAUCACUCAGAAUGAGCCAGGAACGUAUGUGUGCCGAGUAUACAAAAAUAGCAAUAUGGUCUGCGAUGAACAUGAUGCGACAUACAAGGACAGCAACGAGCUAUCUUUGCAUAGUGCGACACCCACCCCACACAGUGUCACAAAAACAAAUCCAAAUACUCUGAUGACAAAUCGGCCCACACAACACAGUCAAAAUCGGAAUGAUGAAACUCUCGUAAUCACAUCUGUGAUUCCUUCCAUUUGUGUUGUUGUCAUUGUCAUUGCUAUUCUCUUCUGUUGCUGGAAGACCGGAAAAUGUUCAAAGUUGUCACAGCCAGUGAUGGAAUCUGGUAUGGAUUUAAGAAGCAGUCCAUAUGUUGUACCACACCCUACAUCAGACAGCAUACACCGUCAAGCUCAAGAGCAAGCUAACUCCACAAGCAUCCCAUUAGAAAUGGAGGAACAUCAGCUAUGACAAAGAUCAGGUCAGACUAAAGAGGUCAGUAGAUAAACUUCACCAACUCUGUGACAGUCAGCAGUUAGAUAACGCUGCCAAACUGUAGUCUAGUCCAUCAACUUUUUUCUCAAUUGUUUUGUAGAGCUUAGCUGUAACAUGUCAUUCAAUUUACCAGAGAAAGACAUAAAA
Corticium candelabrum is the source of this 1475-nucleotide messenger RNA. RefSeq lists its product as uncharacterized. Bases 279 to 1304 code for a protein of 341 amino acids. The record is from RefSeq and is a predicted model, not a curated record. Lineage: Eukaryota; Metazoa; Porifera; Homoscleromorpha; Homosclerophorida; Plakinidae. The transcript is spliced from 4 exons.